AACGUAGACCAUAUCUCCCCGUCAAAACACACGUAAACGUUCACGCACGCACACGGUACACAUACCUUACUCCCUAUAAAUGCAAUACAAACAUAAUAAUAAAACCGAAGGCGUAAAACACAGACGCGCUUCGUGGGGCUUCGAAUUUGUUCGUUUCCAAGGCCCGAAAGCGGAAAAGCCCUCUGCAGUUCAUGGGACCCUUUGAAUUGAAGGCGUAACUGCCUGAAGAACUGCACAACGGCCCAAGUCCCAGUCGGUCCCAAAUGCUUUCCCGUCUGCUCCCGCGCCGCCAUCACCGCCGCCUCCUCCAAACCCUGCCCUGUGCCGCCGCGAAAUCCGCCGCCGAGGUUGACCUCCACGACCAGAGGCUAUGCUCUACGUCUGCCGCGUCGAGCCCGAGCCUGUCGAUAUGGCGGCGGAAGAAGGAGAUGGGGAAGGAGGGCCUCAUGGCGGUGGCGCAGCUCAAGCGGCUCGCGGCGCUUCCGCCGGCCGGGGCCCACCCGCGCCUGGAGCAGUUCAUGGGCUCGCACGUCUCGCGGCUCCUCCGCACCGACCUGCUCGCCGUCCUCGCCGAGCUGCUCCGCCAGGACCACGUCAUCCUCUCCAUGAAGAUAUAUAGUGUCGUGCGGAAAGAAAUCUGGUACCGUCCUGACAUGUACUUCUACCGAGAUAUGCUGUACUUGCUAGCAAGGAACAGGAAGGUUGAUGAGACAAGGCAGGUCUGGGCAGAUCUCAAGUCUGAAGACGUGCUAUUUGAUCAGCACACUUACGGUGACAUUGUGAGAGCCUUCUGCGAUGCUGGCUUAAUUGAUCUGGCGAUGGAACUCUACGAAGACAUGAGGAGCUCCCCCGAUCCACCUCUAUCGCUGCCAUUCCGUGUUAUCCUGAAAGGGCUGGUCCCAUACCCCGAGCUGAGGGAGAAGAUAAAGCAGGAUUUUCUGGAGCUUUUCCCCGAUAUGAUUGUAUAUGACCCGCCAGGUAGCUUGUCAGAUGUAGAUGAUGAAUUCAAGUUUUGAUGAAUAUAUACAUCCUUAUGUUCUUGCUUCAAUGCUUCAUGGAAUUGACUUCGUAAGGUCUACUACAAGACUAUAAGCAAUAAGCCCACAUGAUCAACUGUUGGUUCUUCUAUGCAUUGUAGCCAAAUUAAAUUUCC
Setaria italica (foxtail millet) is the source of this 1153-nucleotide messenger RNA. RefSeq names its product pentatricopeptide repeat-containing protein At1g62350. Gene Ontology annotation, molecular function: protein binding. The record is from RefSeq and is a predicted model, not a curated record. Lineage: Eukaryota; Viridiplantae; Streptophyta; Magnoliopsida; Poales; Poaceae. The coding region runs from base 264 to 1016 and encodes 250 amino acids. The transcript has 2 exons.